UUAAUGUUGCUUACAUGUUUGUUUCGUUUUUACAGUUUUAUCGUUUUCGAAAACAUCCACCGAAGGGAAUGAUACUAGAAAGGAAGCCGAGUUUACGCGAUGGAUACCACGAAGCCAUACGCUUGAUUCAACUCUCAAAACCAAAAAAAAAAGUAACAACCUACAUGAUCAGAACCACAGCCUGGGAGAUUUGGUGCUAGCUGUACGGGGACGUUAGCUAGGAAAUCCUAACAAUACAAUUCACAAUCGCAGGGACACAAUGAUUUUGAGAAGAUGGGUCAAGCUAUGGGCCCUCCUAAACCAUUACAAGUUGUGUUACUUGGUAAAACAGGAGCCGGGAUUAGUGCGACGGGUAACACCUUCCUGGGACGAACAGCUUUUAAGUCAAAGAAGAGUUCCAGAUCAGUGACCACUGAUAUUGAAAUACAAAGUGUCACAAUUGAUGGAAUAGACUUUUUGGUUUAUGACACACCUGGAUUCUGCAACCAGGGUCUACCAGAAGUACUUGUUCAGCAGAAAAGUCAGGAAGUCCUCAAUUUAACCUCAUCUGGCACCCGUGUGUUUCUGUUGGUCAUGAAGAUUGGCAGGUUGACAGAAGAAGAAAAUAGUGUCAUCAGUAAAGUAGAAGAGCUUCUAGGAGAGAGUUUCUCAAACCAAACCUGGAUCCUGUUCACCAGAGGAGAUGAGCUAGUACACCAAACUAUAGAAGAAUUUAUUGCUGAGUCAGAAGACCUGACAGAACUGGUGAAGAAAUGCAAAGGAAGAUACCAUGUGUUCGACAACAAGAGUGGUGAUCCAGACCAGGUCAAAUCACUACUGAAAAAGACAUUGAUUUCCCUAAAUCCAAGGAGGAUUGUGCUGCUGGGCAAAACCGGUGGCGGAAGGAGUGCAACAGGAAACACAAUCCUGGGAGGAAAUCAUUUCCAUUCUGAACUGAGCUGUUCCUCUGUAACCCAAACAAGUGAAGUUCAGCAGGCUCCGGUAGAUGGAAGGCAAAUCAGCGUGGUGGACACUCCAGGCCUGUUUGACACACAGCGUAGUGCAGAGGAAAUAGCUUGGGAGAUUAGAAAGAGUGUCACUAUGUCAAGUCCAGGGCCCCACGCCUUCCUCAUAGUGGUGUCUGUGCAAGGCAGGUUCACACACCAGGACAAAAUAAUGAUGGAACUUUUAGAGACCAUGUUUGGUUCAGAAUUGACAAAUCAUGCCAUCAUUCUGUUUACUCAUGGAGACCAGCUAGAGGGUCACAGCAUAGACAGACUGAUUCAUGGUCACAUUGACCUCAGCAGACUGGUAGCGCUGUGCAGAGGAAGAUAUCACGUCUUUGACAAUAAAGCUGUAGGGAACAUAACACAGGUGAGAGAGCUGAUGGAGAAGAUUGACAAAAUGGUGGAGGAGAAUGGAGGAACGUGCUACAACAAUGAGGUAAACUGGCAUCUAGCCCAGAAAGAGGAGGAGGAGGAGAGGGAGAUGGAGGAGAUCCAGUUCCAGAUGAGGAGAGUGAGGAUCUGGGGGAUGGAGAGCGAGGACCCUCAGAUGAUAAGAGAGAGGCUUCAGAGGGACAUGCAAAGUUUCUGGAAGGGGAGAGACCAGAUAGGAAUGUUGAUAGGCAAGAUGGACAGCGUGUGUGAGACUGACAGUUUGCAGAGAGACUCGAUGAGACGGUGGAUCGAGGAGAAGAUCAGUCUCCAGAGAGAGAUGUUGAAAAGAUACCAGGAGAUGAAGACAAUACUCCAAAGCGAGUUAGAGCGGUUGGUGAGUAAGUUGGAGAGGGUAACAGGGGAAAGGUCCCGGGUGGUUGACCUGACGACACUGCACGCUCAACAGGACAUCCAGGGGGAGAGAGAGAGCAUCCACUUGGAAAUGGUUGAGAUGGUGAAUUUGCAGGAGGAGAUGGAGAGUGUUUGGAAGGACACGGAGAGGAUGAUUGACAUGGAGAAGAGGCACAAGGAGAAGUUGUACAAGGAGAGGAGACACAUGGAGAGGAGGCGCAUGGAGAGUGUGUACAAGGAGAGGAGGCGCAUGUUGCAUGAAAGGAUGCAGAGUGUGCAAAAGAAGAUGAAGAGGAUUCCGAAAGAGAUGGAGAAGUGGCUCAAGAAGGAGACGGAGAUGAUGCUGAAGGAAAGGAAGCAGCGGUACCAGAGGGAGAUGGAGAGGUUGGAGAUGGACAUGAAGAUUGAGAAACAUUUGUUGCAGUGGUAUCAUUAGCCUUGAGUGUAGAUAAGGGCUGACCACUGAACAUCAGUUCUCCAGGUGCCGCCAACCACCGUCAGUGUUCCUUUGAGCAGGAGACUUAAAGCUGUGCUGUUGAGUAAGUGAUCCUCAGAAACACAGCAAAUUUAAAGAAAUGACUUGAGCAAAUUACUCAUUCAAAGACCAAAGACGUAGUGCCUGGAAUACAUUGAAAAAGUAUUAGAUAUUUCCAACCCCGUCACAUUAAGCCACCCCCCCCCCCCCCAGCAACAAGAAAUCCCAGAGGAAACACUGGACUGUUUUUGCACAUUUUAUACUCUGCUCUUCGCAUUCUCUCUUCACUUCUGAAGACUGAAGUGAUUUGUUUCUCACAUCACUAGUCUGCAUAGAAUGUGCUUGAUUAAUUGUCUGGAUCUGUCUGCGAGGACUGUCAGUAGUGCUGUGUUUCUUCUGCAGACAAUAGCACCAGGAGUCCAAUAACAUUAAGAAAAAUGUUGUACCUCGACAGAUUAUCUAUAUAACAACAAUGUUAUUGAUGUGUCUGUGUGCCUGGAAAGGUGGUUGACAUAAAGGUAUGCUGAUAAUCAAA
Molecule: messenger RNA, 2779 nt
Organism: Esox lucius (northern pike)
Lineage: Eukaryota; Metazoa; Chordata; Actinopteri; Esociformes; Esocidae
Product: GTPase IMAP family member 8
Exons: 3
Coding region: 274-2205 (643 amino acids)
Molecular function (GO): GTP binding
Source: RefSeq, a predicted model, not a curated record